Molecule: messenger RNA, 1000 nt
Organism: Manduca sexta (tobacco hornworm)
Lineage: Eukaryota; Metazoa; Arthropoda; Insecta; Lepidoptera; Sphingidae
Exons: 3
Coding region: 87-737 (216 amino acids)
Source: RefSeq, a predicted model, not a curated record
AAACUAAAGAAAGAAAUUGCAUUUUCAGAAGAAGUUAUAUUAUAAAGUUAUAUACCUAAAAAAUAAAUAUUACAACACUUCAUAAAAUGUACACCGACGCGAGCACACAAUACGCUAUAGACGAAAACAUACCAAACAACGAACAAAAUAUCAUCGAUGAGGAAUAUGACAAGAGAAGCUACGAAAACAAACGCAAUGACGCAGUUCUAGUGUUAAAAGAAGAGAAGAGUGAAGAACCUGAAGACAUUCACGAAGCUGUUGAAGAAUGGGCGCGGCGUUCAUCUGGAGUGAGCGACUUUAACGAUGUAGACUGUGGUGAGCCUGCAACGGGACAACACCUGAGAAUCAACUUCGCGUUUACUGAAGAUGAUAACAUAGAGCUGGAGAAUAAGUGUCGCAGUUUUUGGAAGUUUAUCGCUAGCCAUCCACAUUUGGAACAGAUCAAGGUUUUGCCGACAAAUGAUGCUGAGAGCACAUCUGCUGAAGAUGCUGAAAUAAUAACGAAAAUGCAAUCGAAUAAUGCAGUGAAAACUGCAGUGCAGUGGAUGGAACACGACGAUGUAAUGAAAACUGCAAUGAGAACGAAAUUCAGGAAAACCUACUGCGAGCUGGAUAGAGGAGAUUACUGCGAUGGGAGGAAGAAAACCCGCAGAAACUCCAAAAUACAAAUCAAUGGACGUAAAGGUAGUAGUUAUAUUGCCAACAAUGUAUUAAUUCUACAGAACAGAAGAGCUUAGAUUUUUGAUACAAUAAAGUGUCGAGACAAGCAAUUCGUUCGGUUGAUGGUAUACGCGAAGAUGGCCUACGAGCUAAACAGCAAUGUACAGCGUUCGUCACUGAUACGUUAGAUGUUAAAUCUUAUAACAUGGUAAUACAGACAACAACAAUAUAUUUCAUGUCGGGCACAAAAAUGUAGUUUCUUGUCAUGCAACUGAGUAAAGUAAUUUUACUUACACAAUCUACUUCUAGUUUAAACCAGUUAGAAGUGAAACAUAAAACA